UCUUAUAUAAGGCAAGGAAAGCUUGAGAGAAAGGCAAAGCAGACACUGCUUGAGUGGCGAGAAGAUCAUUCUGAAAAAGAUACCGCGCCAACAGGAAAGGACAGGUGAUAGCCAAUCAACUGUUUUUAACAUCACAGUGAAUGAAAUCCCUUCGCAACUUGUUGACUCACGUCUAACUUGAAAGAAAUUCUUCAAUAUCACUGAGGUCGCAUUCGAACUGACAAUCACGUUAGGAAACGUUGCAAAGGCACAAAGAUUUGGAUCCUAGCCGCGCAACCAGAACAUGUCUUCUCAAAGUUUGAAAGAGCAGACAACGAAGAGGUCAUCUAUUGGAGAGAAGUUUCAUGCCAAAUUAAGUAACGGGAAUCAAGUGUUCCCUACCUUGACUGAGACAAACGAGGAACAGAUACCCUAUUCACAAUUAACGUUUGGAGUGGACGAAACAAAAUCCCCAUGGUCAGAUGCCGGAACGUCAGAAGAGCAUCAUGGAAGUAUUGCAUCAAUACUUCCCCGAAAGCGACGAAGGUUUUUGAGCGCGUCAAACAUGAUGCGAAUUCUAAUUGCUGCAGCCCUAAUCCUUUCCGUCGCCAAUCUCUUCUUAACAGUUGCGCUCACCAGAAGAGAAGAGAAAGGUUGCACUUGCCAAAAAGACAGUGCCAAGGAGUUUAGUGGUCCAGAAAAAUUAAAAGGCGAAGGCAACAACCGAAACACCACCAACGAGGAGGAUAACACCGGAAUAGAAAAGCCCCCGGAAGCCGGGCCACCCGGACCUCCCGGUCCCCCUGGACCACCCGGACCUCCAGGAGAGCCUGGCCCGCAAGGCGGAAAAGGCGAUACUGGGGUACAAGGGCCCCGAGGACCACCAGGAAUUGGUGCCCCUGGCCCAAUGGGUGCUCCAGGGCCCAGGGGUUAUAAUGGGACUCAAGGACCAAUUGGACCUCCAGGUGUUGAAGGCAAACAGGGCCCACCAGGUCCUCAAGGGCCAAUGGGGCCCAUGGGCUUUAACGGCUCUCGAGGUUUACCUGGGCCAACAGGUUUGGAAGGCCCCAGAGGCCCUCCCGGUGUCAACGCGACGCAAACUGGAGGAGGAGGUAUCGCCGGACCACCGGGUCCUCCUGGUCCACAGGGAAUUCCUGGGCCUGGAAAUAUGAGCCUCUGUCAGUACAAGAAUAAGAAAGAAGUCGCCCAGACAGCCGGGAAUUCAGCUAAUUCAAAAGUUAUUCUGCGAGAAGAUGAACACCCGGGAAUGAAGAUUGUUGCAGCUACUUGUUCAACGCACAAUGCUGCAGAGUACGUCUUUGGUGAUGCAAAAAUUGACCCCAGAACAGGAACCAUUGUGUACAAUUGUCAUUGUAGAGGAAAAUCAGGUCUGUUUAGUGGUGCUAAUAGCAUGCAGUGUGUUAUUCACUACUGGAUCUGCCCAAUCAAUAGUUAAGAAACUACUUUCAUAACCAGCACAGUCAAACGGCGUUCCUUCUAUAAAAUGGAGGACCAACUGUUUCAAAAAGGCACUUUCAUACCCCAGUUUUUGAAAUCAUUACGGCAAAAAUUCCUUUCAUAGUGACUCCUAUGUAGUGUGACAGAGGAUCUUUCAUUUGAUCGAGCAUCAUCCACAGCAGUUGUUGAAUUAUAUCAGUUACUCUGUCCCAGAGCUCUCAGAUUUUUUUAUGUGAGAUGAUAUUUAACAACGAAUCAGUUCAUACAAAGUUCUUAACAAUGAACAGCUUAUUAUCGAAAGUGUGCCCGGUUCUCUUCUUGAGCAGUGUGUGAGAAAAUAUAGGCAAAAUGAGACUGGCGAAAAAAAAAAAUUUUUAAAUUUUACUUCACAGUAAGAUAAACUCUGUCCUCUCGAUUGAUUUCCUCCCCUUUGAAAACAUAAACACUAUGUACUGAUUUAGAUUUCAUUUGCUUGAGCUUGGUUAUUUUUAUAGCCUCUAUAUCCGAGAAAAAAAAAAGUAAUUGACUUUUCAGAGAGGGUCAAAAAAAUCAAUAGACCAGAAAAAAGUAUCCAAGAGUUCGCCAGAAUUAUUUCCAUUCAGUAUGAACUAACAGAAUUAAGACAGAUGUAGAUAAUUAGACUCUAUUGUAUUUCACCGUCCAGAUCGAUUUAAAAUGUCAUAUUACAAGUGCCAUCUUAAUACUGGCAAUAAGAGGGGAUUUUAAUUGAUUGCGUGUAUGUUAAACAUUAUACUCAUCGCUUUUUUUCUUUCGCAUUGGUAUCAUAUAAUUUCACAGUAAAUUUAUUAGAUUUUGGCAAUGAUUGAUCGUUACGGCAAAAGUAUGAUAAAUCAAAACACACUUUGAAAUGCCAGUGCCAACAGCAGUCUCAUAUAAUAACAUUAUUAUGGUAAGAUUUAAUAUUACAUCUCCACGUAUACAGUUCAUCAACUGAAUUGUAAUCGUGAAUGAUUUUUAUAGUUCUACACGAGUCCUUGGUAACUGGAAACAUUUCAUGAAAUGAAACUUACCCGAACAAAAUAUUACAUUUCCAUAAUUACCAAUUCUUGCCCUACUCGCGUCGAAUCUCAACUUAAUUAGAGAUUGAUUUAAUAUUUAAACUUGUGUAUGGAUUAAAAACAUCUGUACUCAGACAGGAUGAUUCAUAACAAGCCUUUUUAAUUGUCUAUUUGUAUUUCAAAACAAACGCUGGCAUUUUACGUAAUAAAGUGUGGUACUCAUGAGUAUGCAAUUA
Molecule: messenger RNA, 2692 nt
Organism: Pocillopora damicornis (cauliflower coral)
Lineage: Eukaryota; Metazoa; Cnidaria; Anthozoa; Scleractinia; Pocilloporidae
Biological process (GO): extracellular matrix organization
Molecular function (GO): extracellular matrix structural constituent conferring tensile strength
Source: RefSeq, a predicted model, not a curated record